AUUUGGUUUUGUUCUUUUGCUUAUUUUGUGUUUUCUAUGUGUAUUUUCUGAGUUGAUUAAGUGGUUUUCGUGUUGAUUAUUUUCGAGAUUAGAUCUGCAGUUGGCUUGUAUGUGAUUUGGCUCGAAUUGCUUUUUCUCUAGAAAUUCUUUACUCUUUUUAAUCUAUGUCCCUUUCUGUUAGUUGGCUUAGGAGAUCUCGGCUUUGUUGUUUAGUAUAUUCGAGAUUAGUUUCCAUGUUAUGUGAUGAAACCCAGAUCUGGGUUUGCGAAAAACCCAGAUUUGGGUUUGAAAGAGGAAGAAGAAAGGAGAAGAGAGAGAGAGAGAAAGAAUAAGAAGAAGGAUGAAGGAUGAGCAAGGAAAGGAAAGGAGGAAGAAGAUGAAGUUUACGAGAGAACCCAAAUCUGGGUUUGCAGAGGCAAGGGAAAAGGAAAGAUCUGUCCUCAAGCUUUUGUACAAUGAGCACUUAGAUCUCAAAACUCAAGAUUCAUUCAUUUAGGUCCCAAAGAGGUGCCCUUCUUCUUGCAAUUCAGUCCCUCAACUUUCAAAAAAUGUUCAAUUAAUCU
Molecule: messenger RNA, 563 nt
Organism: Rubroshorea leprosula
Lineage: Eukaryota; Viridiplantae; Streptophyta; Magnoliopsida; Malvales; Dipterocarpaceae
Source: the annotation of a GenBank genome assembly